CAGUAGUCCCCAACCAUUUUUACUUGUAAGCAACACUUAAAUGUAAAAAAAAAAAGUUGGGGGAGACCAAUAUGGUCUGUGAUUGGUUAUUUGGUAGCCUGUGGACCGGCAGCCUACAGAAGUUUCUGUUUGGCAGUGCACAUGGUCUUUAUGCCCCCAAAAAAUGUUUAAAAAAUGAAAAAUAAGCACCUGCCUUAAGGCCACUGGAAGCAACAACCAAGGGAUUGGGGCACAACAUGUUGCUUAUGAGCCACUGGUUAGGGAUCACUGCAUUAGAUUAUAUAUUGUGCUGUCUGCAAUUUCUCCCUGUGUCUCCCAACCCCAAACCCUUGGCCAGACUUCCCAGUAUAAUAGGGAUAUAGUGGCUCCUGUGAGCAGCCCUUCAGCUUUUGUCUGCCUUUUUGUUGUCUGUGCAUGGCAAGGAUCACUGACUGCCUCCCUCAGACCCUGUCACUUGCUCUGAUCUUUAACUCUUCUUUGAGUCUUGCACACCUCCUCUUUUUGCAGCUAAGAGUUUCAGUUUCAGGACUUGGUAUUAUGGGUUUACUUAGGUCUUCAAAUUCAAUUUUGGUUGGAAUUUUGCUGCCUUUGGUACUGUCUGGUUCCAUGUUUCUAUCUCUUGUCUUUCCCUUCUUUCUGAUCCCAGUAGAGAUUAACGCAGUCCAUUGCACAGACGGAACAACAUGGCGGGGAAGAACGGGGACGGUUUUAGUGAAGUAGCAGAAGAGGGACCAAGUGGAAUCCUUAACAAAAUGUUUCCCAAAAUGAUCACUCAGAGUGCUGCAAAAGACUGGAUUAACAGGCGUCGUGCACAGAUCCGCCCAUGGAAAAAUUUUGUGGAUCAACGGCGUUUCUCUCGCCCCCCAAAUUUCGGAGAGCUGUGUAAGCGUGUGACAAGGAACAUCGAGCAUUUUCAAAGCAACUAUAUAUUUAUUUUCCUGGGACUUAUCCUUUACUGCAUAAUCACCUCCCCCAUGUUACUGAUUGCAUUAGCUGUGUUCUUUGGAGGUUGUUACAUUGUUUACCUGAGGACCCUGCAGUCCAAGAUGGUUCUGUUUGGACGCGAGCUCAGCACAGCCAAUCAGUAUGGCUUGGCAGGGGCCGUAUCGUUCCCCUUUUUCUGGCUUGCAGGAGCCGGUGCGGCUGUCUUCUGGGUUAUUGGCGCCACACUGGUUGUGAUUGGUUCCCAUGCAUCUUUUCAUGCGAUUGAAGGAGAUUUUGAGGAACUUCAGAUGGAACCCGUGUAACAGUUUUACCCUGGUAUCACCCUUGGAACCCCCUGGAAGUGCAUUUCCCUGGGACUAUUGAACCCUAACUGAUUUAAUCUCUCUGCUCCAUUUCUUUCUUGCUUUUGGUUUACCCCUUCCCAGCUUGCACUUCUGCAGCAGGUUUUGCACAAAUAUUUCUGAAGGUCAGUAAAUCCUCUCCACAAGGUGAAAUAAGGCAAAUAAAAUCCCAUAGGAUUUUAUAUAUGCACAACUUGAAAAGACGCAACUUUGGACACUGAGGAAAUGGAAGGAUUCAGUGCUAAAUACUCAUAAUCUGAAUUUGUAAACUAUACUGUUUAUGUGAUCUUGUUAUUAAAGUAAAAAAACUUGUAUAUAA
Messenger RNA from Xenopus tropicalis (tropical clawed frog), 1605 nucleotides. It is a transcript of the gene rabac1, whose product is annotated as Rab acceptor 1 (prenylated). NCBI's taxonomy places the organism in Eukaryota, Metazoa, Chordata, Amphibia, Anura, Pipidae. The record is from RefSeq and is marked provisional. The transcript has 5 exons. Gene Ontology annotation, cellular component: membrane; synaptic vesicle. The coding region runs from base 684 to 1247 and encodes 187 amino acids.